Paramecium sonneborni is the source of this 1216-nucleotide messenger RNA. The record is from the annotation of a GenBank genome assembly. NCBI's taxonomy places the organism in Eukaryota, Ciliophora, Oligohymenophorea, Peniculida, Parameciidae.
AUGUCAAUUUUUAGAGGAUUUACAACAUAUGAUUAUGGAAGAGAAUAUUUUGUCUUUUUUAUAAAAAUAAGCUUUGAAAUUUCAUAGUAAUGGUUCAUAAUUAGAAAUGAAUUAGAAAAAAAAUUAUAAGAAGAGAAAAAAAAACCAUAAGACACUUUCGAAAUGGAAACGGAAUUUGGAGAUUUCUUAUGUUAAUUUGAAAAAUCAACAAGUAAAUAAUAUUUAUAAAAUUAGAGUGCUAUUUCAUAUUAUUAAGCAAUUCCAAAACUAUAAAAGAGGAAUAAAAGAAAUUAUUACAAGCUAUAAUUAUAGAAAUAAAAAAAAAUCAUAAUUACGACAAAGUAUGUUAAUUUUAUAUAAAAAAAUAAAAGUUAACAAGAGAAGAAUUUCAAAAGAGUUUGAAAUAAGAAAUCUAGAACAUCAUAAGUAAUGCUGAAUAAGAAUAUAUUCAGAAAUAUGGAAACUUAGAUCCAAUUAUAACUAAAGAAUUCUAAUAAUAUAAGAAAUAUAGAAAAGAUUUGGCUAAGGAAAUAGAAAUAAAUGAGUAACAAAAGUUAAUAACAAUUGGAUUAAUAGAGAAAAUGAUAAUCAAAUAAAAAAGUAAUUUAAAGAUUGCUUAAUAAAAUCUUUUAUUUAAAGGAUUUAUGAUGUUAGAUUAUGUUCGAUAGUAUUUUUUUAUGAUGGUUAAUAAAAUGAUAUCUGUAUAAAAGAAAUGGAUAGAUGAUCGAAAUGCAAUUUAUAAAUAAAUUAUGGAUCAUUAGCACAAACAUUUAGACAUUAUUAAAUUAAAAGGAGAAAAUGGUUAAUUUUAUGCAAAAUAUCAUAAAGAAAAAAGUAAGUUUAUUUUUUUAAUAAUAAAUAUUAGAAUGUUAUUUCAUUCUUUAUUCAGGAGAAUCGGUUAAUAUAGAAUAAUAACAAGAAGUGAUUAAUAAAAUAUAUUUAUUAAUCACUCAAGUCGAAUAUAUAAAAGUAGAAUAAGUUAUUAAUUUAGAUGACUAAAGAAGAAAUUGAAUUAAAAUUUUUAUCCUAAGUAAAAACAAUUUUAGAUUAAAGUGAAAAAAUUCAUACUGAUUAAGUGAUAAUGAAAAUUGAAGGAAAGAAUAAUAAUUCUGAAUAAAAAUAGUUUAAUGGAGGGGAAUAAAAUAAUGCUGGAUUGAAAAAUCUAUCUAAAAAUAAUUUAGUAAAGUAAGAGGAAAGUUAUCCACUAAUUUUAUGA